Messenger RNA from Polyodon spathula (Mississippi paddlefish), 454 nucleotides. Its product is annotated as putative tyrosine-protein phosphatase auxilin. The coding region runs from base 17 to 454 and encodes 145 amino acids. NCBI's taxonomy places the organism in Eukaryota, Metazoa, Chordata, Actinopteri, Acipenseriformes, Polyodontidae. The record is from RefSeq and is a predicted model, not a curated record. The transcript has 4 exons.
CGUUCUGGUCUGUGCAAUGUUCUGCUUCUGUCACCUCUUCAACAAUCCGCUUCCUGCUAUUCAGUUACUGAACUCCAAGAGACCUGGCUCUGCGCUUUGGCCUUCACACAGGAGAUACAUAGAUUAUGUCUGCAGGAUGGUGUCUGAGAAACCCACACUGCCUCACUGCAAGGCUCUCAUUAUAAAGUCCGUUACUAUGAGCCCUGUCCCGAGCUUCAACAAACAACGCACUGGUUGUCGACCUUUCUGUGACAUCCUCAUUGGAGAAACAAAGAUAUUCUCAACAGCACAGGAGUAUGAGAGAAUGAGGGAGCACAAAGUCAUGGAAGGGAAGGUGAUGAUUCCUCUGGGGGUCAGUGUGCACGGGGAUGUGGUUGUUUCACUGUUUCACAUGAGAUCCACUAUUGGAGGAAGACUUCAGGCCAAGUACACCAGUCAGAUUGGCUGCUCAUAG